GACAUGCUCUGAAUCUAUCUGCGUCCUUUGUGUUCCCUCACCUCCCCUGCAACUCCAUUCCCACUCUUCCACCUUUCCUCGUUCCUUCCUUUACUCGCGUGCUCUCUGCCAAGAAGCCAACCUUAAUCAACUACAUCCGCAACAAGCAGACAAGGAAAGAGAGAGCAGACCGACCGACCGAGUUCAAAGAGAGGAAGAAGGCAGCUCAUCUGCCCCUCUCUUUCUUAGAUAGGCAGGCGGAGCAAUCCGGUUUGGUCGUUGCGGCAAUUCCCACCCUCAAGCCCUGCGCUGUCUUCCCGACAUGCCGACGAGGAGACGGGAGGGGUAGGGAGAGAGGAGGUGAUGGAGAGGAGCGGAGGAGAGAGCGAGCGAGAGGGGAUGGCGGCUGCGGAGGAGAUGCUGGUGGCCGUGCGCCAGGGGAAGAAGGGUGGAGGAGAGAAGAAGGAGGAGGAGGAGGAGGAGCCCAGCAUCCAUGCCGACAAGCUUAACUGCGACAUUUUUUCCAUCCUGGAAAGCAAGUUCCUCUUCGGCUACGAUGACCACCAGCUCUGGGUCCCAAAAGCGUCUCCUUUACACGCAUCCGACGCCGACAUGACGGUGGCGCCUGACACCGGCGCGGCUGUGCCGUCCCCGGUCAGGAGCCAGAGGGGCAAGGUCUGCGUGCUCUGCAUCGAUGGAGGCGGUGGCGGCGCGAUGCGAGGGAUACUCCCGGGAAAGGCCCUCGCGUACCUCGAGCAUGCCCUUAGGUCCAAGUCCGGCGACCCCGACGCCAGGAUCUCCGACUACUUCGACGUUGUUGCUGGCACCGGCGUCGGGGGCGUCUUCGCCGUCAUGCUUUUCGCCACUCGCGAUGGCGCCCGCCCACUCUUCCGCGCUGACGACACCUGGCGUUUCCUCGCCGAUCACGGCAAGCGCCUCUUCCGAAAGGCGUCUACUUCUUCUCCGACCUCCCCCACGCCGUCUCAUGGGUUCUUGUGCGGAGUGUUCCAAGGCGGGGGCGGCGGAGGGACCGCGACGGCGGCCAUGGAGAGGGUCAUGAAGGAGGCUUUCGGGGAUAGACUGACGCUGCGCAAUACAGUGAAGCCGGUGCUGAUCCCGUGUUACGACCUGCAAAGCUCCGCCCCGCUCGUCUUCUCGCGCGCCGACGCCCUGGAGAGCGAGAGCUUCGACUUCCGGCUGUGGGAGGUAUGCAGGGCCACGUGGGCGGAACCAGGCAGGUUCGAACCGGCGGAGAUACGGUCGGUGGACCGCUCCACGACCUGUGUCGGUGUCGACGGCGGGCUGACGAUGAGCAACCCGGCCGCGGCGGCCAUCACCCACGUCCUCCACAACAAGCAGGAGUUCCCCUUCGUCCGCGGCGUCGAAGACCUUAUGGUCCUCUCCCUCGGCUGCGGCACGGGCAGCGGCACCACCGUCGUGCCGGAGACGGACCAGCGCAGGCUACGGCGGUGGGGUGCCAGGGAGUGGGUCCGGCCCAUCACGCGGAUCGCCGCCGACGGCGCCGCGGACCUGGUGGACCAAUCCGUGGCGCUGGCCUUCGGGCCGUACCGGAGCUCCAACUACGUCCGAAUUCAGGCAAACCCUUCAACCAUGGGGAGGUGUGGAGUGGACAUGGAUUGCGACGCAAGCCCUGCAAAUGUGGAGGUACUGUUGGGGGCAGCUGAAGAAAUGCUGAAGCAGAAGAAUGUGGAGUCGGUGCUAUUCAGCGGGAGAAGGAUCGGAGAGGAAACAAAUAUGGAGAAAUUGGAUUGGUUUGCAGGGGAGCUGGUGCUGGAGCACCAGCAGCGGCGCUGCCGGAUUGCUCCCACGGUUGCGUUCAAGCAAGCAACUUCCAAGUCCAACUAGAGUUUUUGAUUGGCCUGCGAGUAAAAAGCUAAUCUUUCUUUCCUUUUCUUUUUCACUCCUGUCAUUUGCUGGAUCCUGCUGGUUUUUGCAUAGCAGAAUAGCAUUGAUCUCCAUAGGAAUUCAAGACGGUGAAAAGAAAUUGUCGAAUGUUUCAUUACUAUGGAACACCUUUGUUGUCUCA
Messenger RNA from Musa acuminata subsp. malaccensis (wild Malaysian banana), 2026 nucleotides. Its product is annotated as patatin-like protein 6. NCBI's taxonomy places the organism in Eukaryota, Viridiplantae, Streptophyta, Magnoliopsida, Zingiberales, Musaceae. Gene Ontology annotation, biological process: lipid metabolic process. The record is from RefSeq and is a predicted model, not a curated record.